AUGCGCGUUUUACUUCUUUUAUUAUCGACUUCAUCGAUUUUGGCCCUUCCUUUGACCGGAGAAUGGCUCCGAGAUGAAGGUGAUGAUUUACCGGAGGUGAGUGCGGAAAUUGAAUUAACUUAAAAAAAUUAUAAAUUUUUUAGUGAAACUUUCUGAAGACUAAUAAAAAUAUUUAUAACGUGUUUCAAUGGAAAUUUAAUUUUUUUUAGUUUUUUCCGUUUCGAUAUUGAAGAUAAAUGAGCAAAUAUUUACUCUUUCUCUUUUUUAGCUUCGGAAAAGAAAAAAAAAACCGAUAGUACGCAAAUUUUCGUUAGCGGUAAAUGCACAAGAAACAUCUUAUUUGACGACUUUUUUGCGGGUUCUCUGGAUCCAGGAAACGCCGUGAAAUAUUGUGAGAUUUUAGAUUUCUGUUGAAUUCCCACGAAAAAACAGGAAAAAAAGAAAAAGAAUCAUCUUUUUUUGAUUGGCAACGACUUUUCGAUCAAGUGCACCGAUUUCAUACUAGCUAUGAAUAAACUAUUAUUUUUUUCUCAGCUCAAAAUGAGUUUUUGUGGAUUUCUUAUUCAAAAUAAAAUGGGUAAUGCGUAUUUUAGGUCAAAUUUCCAAUAAAAAACGUUAUUUUUUAGCCCAAUUUAUAUGUAAAAAUUAUUUUUUAAAGGUUUUUCCUCCCAACUUUACCGGAAAAAAACCGAAUGAACUAUAACUUUUGAUUUUUUUAUGAUUUUUUUCAAGCUCGAAGUUGAAGGUUUUGAGAUUAAUUUUUCUCAAUGGAAAUUGUGUAUUUUUUUGGUCAUUUUUUUCAAUAAAAAGCGUGUUUUUUUGAGAUCAAGUUAUAAAAAAAUAUUUUUGUUGGGUUUAUUAAACUUUUUUUGGAACCAGUUUAACUUGUCUCCAGAGAAUGCCGAUCCAUUUCACUUCUGCAAAAUUCAAAUAUGAGAAAGAAAACGACGUGGACGUUUUAUCGCCAGCUCCAGCGGCUUCAGAGGUUUUUUUUUCAUAUUGAAAAAAUAUUUAUUGAUGAAAAACAAUUUAGAUUUUACAAGUGGACAUGUUAUGUCAAUUUUGCCUCGCAGCCAUCGAAAAAUUGAAAGAAAGGCAGGAAUCCGAGUCGAAUUUUGAAGAAGUUUCCAAUUUUUGGAGUGAUUCUUCUCAAAAAAUGAAUUUCAGAACCUUCGAAAGGAAUGCGAGACGGCUUAUAAUAAAACGAGCGAAACCGCUUGUAAUUUGAUAAAUAGGUUGGAAAUCAAUUCAUUGAAGGAAAAAUUUGAAUGAAAAAUAUUUCAGUGCAAACCUGGAAACGCUCCGGGAAGAUUCGGCGGCUUUGAUUUGUACGGAACAAAAAUUGUGUUCCGAUUUUGAAGGAAUGGUGGGUCAAAUUUCUCGUUUUUCAAGUCCAUUAGUUCAAAGUUUGACUGGAAAAAAAUUUUAAAAAAAAAUGAAAAAAAUGAAUAAGUGAAUUUCCUGUUUCCCGAACUUUUUCAAAUUCUGAGCUUUUUUUAUUUUUAUUUUUUUCUUGCUUGAUACUCUCGAAUAAAAUGGACAUUUUUUUCAAAAAGUUGUUCCGGACUUAAAAUAAUUAAGGCCAUUAACAUUUUUUCAACUGAAUUUCGAUUCACAACUGCAAUUCGUAGAAAAAUCAUUAUUUUUGAAAUUUUUCGGUGUUUUUUUAGUCUUAAAAAAUGCCAGAAAUCUUUUUUUCGAACGUUUUACGAAAGAAAAAGGUUGGAAACCUAAGAAUCGCUGAAAAAAAAACUGCAAAAAAGUGUCUUCCGUUGCCGGGAAUCGAACCCGGGCCUUACGGGUGAGAGCCGUAAAUCCUAACCACUAGACCACAACGGACACGUCAGUCUGGCGCUGGUUUCAGGGGGAAGGCAUCGAGGGGGGCGCCGCACAAGUGCCAUCAGCCGAUCAAUCGAAGGCCAGUGAACGUGGCGAUUUCGACAAGGUCGGUAGAGUUUUGAAACAAUGAGGCGUAUAAAAUAUUCAAUUUUGAAUGAAAACUAAGUUAUUUUGAAAAUUUUCACUCGUUUUAUCUCAAUUUUGAAACAAAAAAAAAUUUUGAACGAAAAUUUUUUGAAAAGAAAAAAAGGAAAAAGGAGAAUUUUUCGCUCUUUGUUUGAAAUUUUACUCGAACAUAAUUUUUCCUAUCCAUUUUCGCCAAUCUUUUUCAUUAUAUAAUCACUGGGUGAUUGAAAAAAAUGUUAAAAAAAUUAUUGAUAGUACUUAAAAAAAUAAGGGUGGGAAGAAAAAAAGAUACGAAAAAAACAUGGGAAAUUUUUAAGUUUCCUGUAUAAAAAAAUAUCGAAAAUUUCAAAAUUCAAAUCUUUUCUUUUUUCAUUUUCUGGCUUUCUUUUAAAGAUAAUUGAAAAUUGUUUUUCAAUUUUUGUAUUGUUCUAUUCUUUUUAUUUUGAUCACAGUGUUAAAAAAAUAUUUCUUAAAACUUUUUUUCAACUUUGAUUUAAAAAAACUUGUGCAAAUUGUGACUAUCCGAUUUUCCUGAGUAAAUAGUCCCACGGAAACAGGCCUUCCUUAAAGGGUUUUCAUUAUUUUUCCUCGGACUUUCAAAACUGAAAUUCUAACUUUUUUAAUUUCAGGAAAAUUCAAAAACACUCCUCGAUAGAGUCAAAAAACGAAGGAGCAGUGGGGAAAGAGGUAACUUUUGGUAUUUUUAUCAGGAAUUGAGGAUAAUGCGCUCUAUUGAUAAUUUUUUUAUCAAUAUUGCGUAGUUCAAGAUUUUAGCGGUUUUGUAUUUUUUUUUUUUUCAAUACUUAGGAUCUUCAUAGUGGUGACUCUAGGGGCCGCUUAAGCUUGUAGAAGUAGCCCCUCUAGGGUUCUAGUUAGUGGCACCUAUAGGGGGACAUUAUUUUUUUGAUCUCUAUGAGAAAAAAAUAAUUUCCAUGCGAAAAAAAGAUCAAAAAAAGUAGAGUUUUUUUGAAUGAAAUAGAGUAUAAAUUCAUCAUUUUUGUUUUUCAAUUAUUUAAUCUUGACAAAAAUUGAAACACCCCUAUAGGGUCCACUCAAGAUUAAGGGGCUUAUAUGGCAGAUUUCAAACCCCUAUAGUGGUAACUUUUUUGUUUCCUAUAAGGGCUGUUUUUCCCGUGACCCCUAUAGAAAACUCUGGUUUCUAAGAAAGACAAAAGACUAUUUUCAUCAGAAAUUGAACUUUUUCAGAACGAACCCAUCAAAAUUUCGGAAAUCGAACUGGAACCGGCUCAAUUUUUCCCGACUCCGAACCAACAUUUGAACUUUACAAUGAUUGUUGA
Messenger RNA from Caenorhabditis auriculariae, 3263 nucleotides. Lineage: Eukaryota; Metazoa; Nematoda; Chromadorea; Rhabditida; Rhabditidae. The record is from the annotation of a GenBank genome assembly.